AACCGUGCCUUGCGUUGCCGAAGUUCGUAUCGUUUGCAGAAGGGGUGUAAUGGUGGUUGAAGGUGUAGUUUCUGUAAUUAUUUUUUUGUAAUUUCGGUAUAGGUAAUAGUAUAUUUUUAUGGAAAUGUGUACAUCGUGUGAAGACGCCAUUUCGGAUUUUGUGGGCAGACACUUGGCCCUUCUUGAAGAAGAGAGGAAAGAAGAAUGCGAACAGGCAAUUAGGUUAAUUACUACUUCCCAAGGUAUCGGUUGUCUGAAAAAUGUAUCAGUUUUUUCUUAUAGUUCAUGUUUAGGCGGAUACGUGUUAGUUGAGUUUCGAAGUGCCAAAAAUAGUGUAUUACAAGUACAUAGUCUAGCAUGUAGAGAUGUGGUUGGUGUGAUAGAAGGAUCCAAUAUUCGGGAUACGCCAAUUGCAACAGGUGUUGUUAAAUUCAGUACGAACGAAGGCAUUGGAGUUUCAUUUGAAGAUAUUGACAAUUUCAGUGAAGAAGAUGGAGUUGUUUAUACACUAGUGAAAUUAGCAAAUGAUGUAACCUAUUCUCGUUUAAAGUCUAGUUUAAAAUCUUUGGCUCAAAUAAGGAAACCUGGUAAAGUACUUACAGAACUGUUAUUUGGCGAAAAUACUUGCUUGGAACGAAGUUCACUUUCUCCCCUCGUGCUUAAUCCCAAGGGAGAGAUAAAUUACAUUAAUGACAGUCUCCAUGCAGAUCAAAAAGAGGCAGUCAAAUUUGCACUUGAAAUGAAGAAUCUGGCUGUGAUUCAUGGACCACCUGGCACUGGGAAGACAACAACAUUGGUGGAAAUAAUACUUCACAUGAUUCAAGCAAGAAGUAAAGUUCUGGUAUGUGCCCCAUCCAACAUAGCUGUGGAUAAUUUAGUAGAGAGGCUGGCCAAUCACAAUGUGAAGAUGGUACGCUUAGGCCACCCAGGACGUGUGAUGGAUAGUAUAACAAGAUAUUCCUUAGAUGCUGUUGUGGAUACCAGUAGCAGCACACAAAUUAUCAAAGAUGUCCGAAAGGAAAUGAAUUAUGUUUUGAGAAAGUUAAAGGCUAGACAUCGUAACGAGACAUUUUCUGAACUUCACAGUGAAUUAAAGUACCUUCGGAAGGAACUGCAGCAAAGAGAAUCACGUGCUCUGAAUGAAGUGUUGCAGGGAUCAGAUGUAGUGCUUUCAACUCUUGUCACAUCAAGUGAUGUGGGACCUCUUAAACAUCUUCCUGAUGAUCACUUUCAUUGUGUUAUAAUUGACGAGUGCUCUCAGGCGUUGGAAGCUGCAUGUUGGAUAGCACUUCCAAGAGCUCCUAAAGCUAUUUUUGCAGGAGAUUACCUGCAGCUUCCACCUACGGUGAUUAGUCAGAGGGCUGAGCAGGGAGGUUUAGGUUUGAGUCUCAUGGAGAGAGCUGUGGAAAAAUUCGGAACUGAGGGAUAUCGGUUACUGAAGCGUCAGUUUCGAAUGCAUACUGAUAUUAUGACUUGGCCAUCCCAGGAGAUGUAUGGAGGACAAUUAGAGGCAGACCCAUCUGUUGCAAGUCAUUUACUGAAACAUCUUCCUCUAGUGAAGUCUACGGAUGAAACUGAAAUGACUCUGUUGCUUGUAGACACUGCUGGUUGUCAUUUAGAAGAGGAGGAUUUUGAAACAUCUCGAUGUAACAGAGGAGAAGCAGGUAUCAUUGCCAUUCUCAUAAAAAAACUGGUAGCUGCCAAUGUUCAAGAAAAUUCUAUUGCUGUGAUAACUCCGUAUAAUUACCAGGUGGAUAUGAUAAGGGCUUAUGUCACUCACUUAAAGGGCAUAGAAGUGCGAUCUGUGGAUGGAUUUCAGGGUCGUGAAAAAGAAGCCAUUCUGCUCUCUAUGGUUCGAUCAAAUCCACAGAGGGAGUUGGGGUUUAUCUGUGAUCGGCGCAGACUAAAUGUUGCAGUUACCCGUGCUCGGAGAUUUUUGUGUGUUGUGGCUGAUUCUAGUACAGUGUGUUAUGACAGCACAUUGGAAAGUUUGAUCAGUUACAUUGGUCAGCAUGGUGUUGUCCAUUCUGCAGAACAAUAUUUGUCAGAUAUGGAAACUCCGAAGGAAGUCCUACAAAACCUAAAGCUCCAAUCUCAUAGGAAGGUAAAAAAUGAAAAAGGAGCUCAGAUGAAACCAAAGAGGCAAAAGAAGAAGAGUAUUGAGGCUCAAGAAAAGUUGGAUGUGAAUAUUGCAAGUGAGAUGGAGAAUCAGCAGGCAGAAGGUGAACAAGUAACAGAGGAUUAUUAUCAGUCAUUUCUUCAAGAAUUUGUUAAUAAAUCAGAGCAAAUGGAGUUGAAGUUUCCAAAAUCUUUAUCAGCAUAUGAUAGAAGAUUAAUUCAUGAAGCAGCCUCAAAACUUAACCUUCUUCAUACCAGUGUUGGUAAAGGAAAUGAUAGGUACAUUGUGGUUAAUAAAGUAUCUGCUGCUAGACGAUUUAAUGGAAACAUGAACACUUUAGACAAAUCUAAUGAUAUUUUGGAAGAUAAAAUUGGAGAAUCAAAUUAUUUCUCCAGUCAGCAUGUAAAGUGUACGGCAAAGCAGGUUAUAAAUCCUUUAGCAAAUCUGUCUACCCCAAAACCAUAUGGGCAUAGUGACAUGAAGAAAUCUGAAUAUAAGAAAGGUGAAAAAGCUAUUAAAAAAUCAAGAAAAAGGCAGGAGCCUGAAGAUUUUGAUUCUGUAAUUGCAGAGUUUCAAGAAAUGGACAAGAGAUGUUCAUGGAGCAGUUGCAGAAUUCCAACAGAUUUAGUUGGAUUAAGUUGUACUUAUUGUAAACAAAGAUUUUGUAUAAGCCAUGGCCUUCCUGAGGUACAUGGUUGUGGAGAGGCUGCUCGCAAGUCAGCCAAACAUGAAUUUCAUCAUCCUAAACCAGUAAAACCUGAUCUUCUCAAGAGAAGCUCUCUGAGCAAGAAGUUGGAGAAGAAACUUACACAGAUGGCUGAAGAAAGGAAGUCUCAGAAAAAGGAAUCUUAAAACCCUUCAUACUAUGCAGUAGUAUAAUAAAUAUAAAAACCAACUACUUUUACUCACUGUUUUACUAGUGCAAGUACAUGGCAUUGGCUCUCAGCAACAACCGGGAAUAAUUCAAUUCAUUUAUUUAAGUGUUUACCAACAGCAAGAAGCCAAUAACAGGCACACACUGAUAAUACAUACAAUAAUAAUGAAAAAUAUUUCAGAAACAGAUUAACUAAACAUAGGGCAGUCAAAAAGUUCCCGGAAUUCCCCUGCAGAUGGAGAAUGAGCGAUAAGAUAGCGCACGCAAGUGUUGUGGUGGGCAGUUGAGCAUGUCUGCUCGCAGUGGCAACAGGUCUGGACAGGUUUCGGCGUGCCGUGUCGUUACUGUUCAGUUUCAAUUAGACGUGGGUGUAGGUCAUUCGGCGCAAUGUCGCAGUUCGAACAACGUAUAAACGUCAAGUUCAUGUGCAAAUUG
Zootermopsis nevadensis is the source of this 3428-nucleotide messenger RNA. RefSeq names its product DNA-binding protein SMUBP-2. The record is from RefSeq and is a predicted model, not a curated record. Lineage: Eukaryota; Metazoa; Arthropoda; Insecta; Blattodea; Termopsidae. Gene Ontology annotation, cellular component: nucleus; cytoplasm. Gene Ontology annotation, molecular function: 5'-3' DNA helicase activity; RNA binding; zinc ion binding.